Tetrahymena thermophila SB210 is the source of this 4527-nucleotide messenger RNA. RefSeq names its product B-box zinc finger protein. The transcript has 5 exons. The record is from RefSeq and is a predicted model, not a curated record. Lineage: Eukaryota; Ciliophora; Oligohymenophorea; Hymenostomatida; Tetrahymenidae. Gene Ontology annotation, molecular function: zinc ion binding.
AUGAGUUUUCAAGAUAAGCAAAUCAAAAUUGUGGGAACUUAAAGUGAUGCGGAUUAUAAUGAGACACCAACUUCUACAAACGGAAGGUUGAACAAUAGCAGAGGAAAUAAUCCUAAUUUGAUACAGCAAGGCAACCCAAAUAACUAGCAUGAAAAUGAAGGAAACGAUAAAAGUUUAAAUGAUGUAAGCGGAUUUAGUAAUAACAAUUCGCUAAUGAUGUAAGAUGUUUAAGGUAAUAAUUAAAAUGAAAAUGAUGAAUGUGAGGAAUGUGAUGAACAUAUUUCAGCAGUUUUUUGUCGCAAUUGUGGAUAAAAACUCUGUAAGUAGUGUGACUUAAGAAUUCAUAAUAGAGGAAAAAGACUUUUGCAUAAAAGGGAGAAUAUUUAAGUAAAGGGGGAAAGUAAGGGCUAGACCUAGCAAACUCAACAAGUUUAAUAAUAGCAAUAUUUCAAUAGCCAAGCAGUUCAAAAUUAGCAAUAGUAUUUUUAAAUGCAAAAUUAGAAUCAAGAUAUAACUCCUUCAAAAAAACAAUUACAGCAGUAGAACAACUUUGCAAAUCCUCCCCUUAAUCUACCCAUUGUUAAUGCAUAGGGUAAUUAAACGAUAGGAAAUUAUCAAUAGCAAUAUUAGUAGUAGUAGUAGUAGUAGCAAUAGCAACAAUUUUAACUUCCCUCUACCCCAAAUGGGCUAAAUCCUAAUCUAUCAAGCUUGACUUUUGGGUAAGGCACACCAAGCUCAUAAACUAAUAAAUCAGUAAACUUCAUGUAGUAAGGACAAAACUCAAAUAUGAUGGCUUAGAAAAUAGGUGACACAUUCACAUUUUCUGAUGGAUAAAGCGGAAUGCUCAUGAGUGGAGGUAAUAAAUAGUUAGAUGACAAUUAACAAUAACAAAUGCUUUAUAUGAUAAUGCAAAUGUAGUAAUAAAUGUAGUCUCCUCGUUUGCAAGACUAGUAGCCAUAAUUUUUCUCUCAACCAAAUAAUUAAUAGUAAUAAAAUUUAAAUUAGCAGGUUUUACAAUAGCAAUAGUAUUAGUAGUUUUACACCUAACCAGUAGGUCAAUAAUAGUAGCCAAUAGGCUUUUAGCAAACUCAGUAACCUCUAAGUAGUCCUUGCUAAAUUCCUAUGAUACCAGCAAAUAUGGCUUAAAACUAUGGUCAGCAGUAUUAAAAUUAAUAGUAAAACUAAUAAAAUUUGUAAUAAGCCAGCAGUAGCGGAUAAAAUUUAGGUUAACAAUAACAAUUUUUUGUUGGAAACUUUUUGAAUAACACAAAUGUAAGUGCUUCGAUAGAUAAUUCUUAUGACUAAAAUCAAUCAUAUAAUAUGUAUAAUUCAUUUAAUUAGUAUAAAAUCAAUCCAGAAAAUAAUGGAAAUACCCCAACAAUGAAUAACGAUGAAAGUAAUCCUUAGCUUUAAACUCCUAACCUGGCUCCUUCUUAAAAUCCAGUUAAUCGAAAUUUCUCUGAAAUUAUAAGCUCUUCUAGAUAAAAUAAGACUUUUAAUGUUUCUGUUGAUCAUGGAUUUAGCUUUGGAGAUGAGCAAGAAAAUACCUCAUUCAUGAGCUAAAAAAAUAAUGCAAACAACAUCCCUGUUAAUCCUAUAGAGAUAUCUCUCUAUCAAGAUUUUAGUCACUUUGAUAGUAAAGAUAUUCAGUAAGAAAUAACUAAAAAGAUACUUAUCGAGCAUGCCAAGUAAGGAGAUCUUCUUGUAAAAUUAGAAACAUUUAAGGAAGAUUAUCAAAAAGAAGUAGGAAAAGGAUAAUUUGUUAACAUAGAAAAAAUAGUAAAGAACUUAGAAUAAAAAUAAGUUAUUCAUAGCACUAUCAGAAAAUUUGGAGACUCAAAUCCUAUUCAAUAUAUUAGCAUCCAUUUAAAUUAAAUAUCGAUUGAAGUAGUUAUAUGGAUCAUCAUUUCCAUUAGAAAUGAUGAAAUGACUCCAAACGAAAAAAUGGUACUUUCUAGAAUCAAGGAAUGUUAUGGAGUGAAAAUCAAUCAGUUAUAUUGGAAUGGAGUUAUUCUAUAUAUUAAAUCUCUUGCUGAUAUUAAUGGAGACAUUAUCUUUAAUAAGCCUAACAUUCUGAAUUUGAAAUUGAAAAAAUUCAAAGACCCUUUAAAUAAUACAGAAUCUUAUCUUAUGUAUGUUAAAGAUACAAUUGAAUGGAUUCACUCAGAUAAUGGUCCUAUUUUGCAUGAAGAUAAAGAUUUAUGGAGAAUAUUCAUUGAAUUUAUUAAAGAAUUCUUCUAAGAAAGCGAGCCGAAUGCGUUAAAUACAAGCAGCUCUGCAGGAAAUAUAAAACAAAAACACAAAUGGACCUCUUCUGUUGAAAAUGUUCAUACUAAAUCUACUAAGAAAACAAUAGUGCGUCCACCAAAAUCUAUUAAUAAAGCUAUUCCAGGAGGAAGAUAUGGCUGCGCCUAGCUGCUUAAAUGCUGCGGACCUCUGCCUCUAAGAAGUUGUAGUUUAGGAAAGCUCUCCUUAUUUGUUUAGGAAGCUAUAACUAGAGGAAUAUUAGUUUACUACAAAACUUUAUUAAUUAAACCUACUAACUUUGAUUUUGAUGAAGUCAUGGAUAUUACAGUCUUAGAUUAGCAUGCAGAGAGUGAAGUAAAUAACACAACUUCUCUUGUGAAUGCAGGAGAUAUGACAAACAGGACAGAUUCACAAAAAUCUAUCAAGAAUAGUGGUGCUGCUGCUACUGCCUCAGUAUCUCAUGUUUUGCAACCUUCUGUAAGCGAAGAUAAAUUAUCAAAAGAAUAAAUAGAAAAAAUAUAACUAAUCAAAACAACAAUUUUAGAAAUCUUGCUUGAAAAUAAAAGAGGAGUUAGUCUUGCUAGAUUACCAAAAUUAAUUCAAAAAAAAAUAGAAUUUACUUUUGAUUUGCAUGAACUAGGUUUUCCUAAGUUAAAAUCUCUUUUACAAACUAUUGCAGAUGUGAUUAUAGAAAACGAUGGCACUACUUAAGCAUAAGCUGUUUUAAAACAAAAUUUGAGUGGAAAUUUGUAGACAAUAAAUUAGUUAUAGAUGCAAAAUAGUGAGAGUAAUGGAUCUAUAAAUGGUUAGCAGUAAAUUUAAUAAAACAGAAUAAAUAAAAUUACUCCAUCUGGAAUUCCUAAAUCUUCUUAAAAUAAUGCUCCUAAAUUCUUUGGUAAUUCUCCUGCAAUUAAUGUCUAAGAUUAGGAAGAGCAAUAAAAUUUAAGUAAAGAAUAUCAAUCUGCACCAUAGCCUUAAUCCAAUAAUAACCAAAACAAUAAUACAAAUUAAAAUAACUCCGGAAACAAUAUUCCAUCAAUUUCAAAUACUUAAACCGUUAACAACUAGCGCGAUUUAAGUCCUCACUCCUAUAAUAAAAAAUUUUGUACUUUAAAGCCUGAUAAUUAUGGCAAAAAAGCUUAAAAUUUGACAAAUGGAAGAACUUUUUCCAAUUUAGAUGAUUACAGAAGCAAAGUAAUUAGCACAAUAUAAAGCAUUCUAAAUGAUAAUUAAUACGGCUUGAUGUCUUACAAACUUAAUGAGCUUCUUAACUAGAAGCUAAAUGCAAUAUUUUAGUUUAGUUUAUUUGGAUGCAAAAACUUUAAUGAAUUUUUAACUUAAUACACUGAAUCUUUUGCAGAUAUUUUAGUAAAGCAAAAUAAUUUUAUUAUCUAUUCAAAAAAUUCUCAGCUGAACCCAUUAACAAUGCGUGCUAUGCAUCCUAAAAUUCAUUAACAAUCUGCUUCAGUAUAAGGAACUUUAACUACUUAAUAAUAAAAUUCUUCUUAGUAACCAUAAUAAAACUAUGGUAUGUAGACAUAUCCUUAUGGAUAAUCAGUACAAUAAUAAUAAGGUCAAUCAUCUUAGGCAGGAGAUAAAAAUGCGGCUGGAAAAUAAAUGUAAUCACCACAUACUAAAUACGAACCAUAACAGUAAUACCAACAGGGUUAAAAGCAAUUAAUGAGCAAUAGUUGCAAUAGUAGUUUCCUUUCAUCUCCUCCUCAAUUCAAAAACGAUUCUUUUUUCCAUAACAACUCCUAAAUUUCAUAAAGUUUUACCAACUUUUCAAUCAAUAUAACUGGUAAUCAACCAUCUGAAAUAAACAAUUAAGUACACGAGGAAUCUCACAACGAGCUAGAUGAAAAUUUAAAAUUCAUAGAAGAACUUCUAAAUGAUGAGGACAAACAGUCACUUGGACAUCAUAGAAGACAUUCAUCAAACUCUACUGGUACUUUCCGUGCUUUCUAAGGAUAUGACAAUAAUAUUUUCUAUAACUAACUAAAAUCUCCAUAGAAUAAUUAUUAAACUUAAAGGAAAUAUAGUCCUUUAUAUUCUAAUGAUUUUCCUGAAAUAAUACAUGAAGAACCAAACCAAAUGCAUGGAUACAAAUAUGGAUAACAAGGACACAAUCCUUCUUAAUUCGGACAUUAACCUCCUGGUUCUAAGAGUAUGAAUAUUGAGUUACAAGGAUUAGCAAACAAUCAAGUGUACUAAAACACUAAUCAUGUAGACAAAAAUAAAUAAAAAUAUCGUCAUAAAACUCUCAAUUAUUAAAAUUGA